AUGACUAUCUCCGCUGCAGAAAACUACCUGGAGAACGUUGACAUGGAAACCCCCUUAUCACCGUCUUCCUCUUCCGAGAUGAUGGCAGGUCACGAGUCUCUCAAUAUUGAGAAGAUAAAGUCUAGACCCGAGCACGCCCAUCCGAAUACCCUCGUUCCUGUUCAAAGUAAAAUCGAACAUUUCAAUUCGCGCCCUCGAGAGUAUACUUUCAUCGCAAUAAUAUGUAUGGCUCAACUUAUGACGCAAGCUGCAUUGGGUCAAGCGAUUGCUCCGCUACAUAUCAUUGGAUCUAGUUUUGGAGUUACAAAUCCUGGACAGUUGAGUUGGUUUGCUGCGGCGUACUCACUGACGGUCGGUACGUUCAUUCUUAUUGCGGGUCGUCUGGGAGACCUCUAUGGUCACAAAUUGCUCUUUAUAAGUGGUUUCUUUUGGUUCGCACUUUGGUCACUUCUGGCCGGUUUUAGUGCUUAUUCGGAAGCAAUCUUUUUCGAUGUUGCUCGCGCUCUUCAAGGAAUUGGACCGGCUUUUCUUUUACCGAAUGCUUUAGCCAUCCUUGCUCGUAUCUAUGAGCCAGGAAGGAAGAAGGAGAUGAUUUUCAGUCUUUUUGGUGCCACAGCUCCAACAGGCUUUACUCUCGGUGCAACUUUCUCAAGUGUAUUUGCGGAAUUCGUUUGGUGGCCUUGGGCGUACUGGGUUACUGCUAUAGUUUGUGUCUUACUCGCUGUAGUAGGCAUUAUUGUCAUUCCUCACACACCACCUCCACAAUUUGAUCGUUCUGUUAGUAUGUUCGAGCGAGCUGAUGGUCUUGGAGCCUUGACCGGAGUUGCAGGAUUGGUUUUGGUUAACUUUUCAUGGAAUCAAGGACCAGUAAUUGGUUGGACUACCGUUUAUGUUUAUGUUAUCCUCAUUAUUGGGGCUCUUGUGCUCGGACUCUUCGCAUUCAUCGAAUCUCGUGCGCCCUACCCAUUGGUACCAUUUGGUGCGUUCAAUUCCCACACUGGUUAUACGCUUGCAUGUAUUGCAGGUGGAUGGGCUAGUUUUGGAAUCUGGAUCUUUUACUUUUGGCAAUUAUUGGAGGAAAUCAGGGGAAUUAGUCCACUUCUUGCGUCGGCAAUGGUCUCGCCUACGACUAUUAGUGGGCUUUGUGCGUCAUUAACCACGGGGAAGAUUCUUAGCAAGGUCCCAGCUAGUACUGUGAUGAUGAUUGCUAUGACUGGUUUUCUCAUCGGAUCAAUUCUCAUGGCCACGGUUCCUAUUAGUCAAACUUACUGGGCACAAACGUUUGUUGCUUGUCUUGUAACUCCUUGGGGAAUGGAUAUGUCGUUCCCAGCAGCAACAAUUCUCCUGAGUAAUUCCAUGCACAAAGAUCAUCAAGGACUCGCCGCUUCUCUUGUCAACACUGUUGUCAACUACUCAAUCUCAAUCGGUUUAGGUAUUGCCGGAACUGUAGAAGUUCAGAUCAAUAACGGCGGAAAGAACCCGAAAGAUCUUUUGAAAGGAUAUCGUGGAGCUCAACGCCAGAGUAUAACAAAUGCCCAAUCUCCAUCCACAUCAUCACAAGAUGUUGUUGAUCGUGGCAUUCUUGAUCCUUUGAGAUCACGAUAUAUGAGUCAGCAUUCUGCAGUUGCUUUCCCCAGAAGUCUUGGCGUGGAAUUUCAAUCUGCAAAUCCACCACCUCUCCAUUCUUUUGCUUGGAAUUGUGGGAUUAGAGCUGAGGAAGCUGCAUCUGCUCAUACCAAUUUAACUCAAUUGGUUUCGUUUGAAGAUUUUAAGCGGUUUUCGGAUAUAUAUGUGGCCACAGUUCAUGGACCAUUUGGAUUCCUAGAUUGGCCCUAUUUUAUGAAACGGUGCAAUGAUUAUUGGACUAACCAUGGAAGAGAUUUGACGUUCGGCGCUGUUGUUGGUGGGGUGGUAGCUUUGGGAUCGUUCUUUGCUUUUCGACUCGGUCAUCCUCGGGAACUGGAAAUUGUUCAGCAUGUGAAGACGGUGCUGGAGGAUCCAACAUUCAGUCGACAUCCGUCAAUUGAUCAAAUAAAUGCAUGGAUUCUACGGACCCUGUAUCUUCGUUCAACUACCAGACCUCACGUUGCGUGGCUUGCUAGCUGUAUCACCUUACAUUUGGCUGAAGCUACAGGCUUACACCAAGAAGUCCACUCGGUACUAUUGACUACGGAAGGAGAUAAUCAAGCAAAGAGAAUGGAUCAAGCAGAAAUAGAAAGAGCGAGAAAAACUUUCUGGAUGGCUUGGUCUGUUCAUACGAUCAUCUCGUAUGAAUAUGGAAGAUCUGCAGUAAUUCUCAAUAGUAUAACUUGCAAGCCAGUCAAGGACACUAUGGGUGACAGUACAAUUUUCCAUAUCAAGAUUGCUCAACUAAUCCCUCGCGAUAACAUGGUCGUCAAUUCUGUAACACAUAAAGAAGAACUAAUAAACGGCUUGAAGGAAUUGGCAGAGAUCCCAGACGUACAUCCAUUUCUCUCACUCUCCAAAGCAGAUGUAUGUUUUUGUUUCUAUAGAAGGUUAAGGCUUAUGAAACAAGGACUGGAGAAAGAAGCAAUCCAAUCCAUCAUAGAUAUAGGAAACAAAGGUGCCGAAGCAGCAAAUACAUUUGCCCGCAAUGGUCAUCCUUGGUGGAAUAUCCUCUCAACCACCUUUCAAUACUUUUGUGUCCUCCUCGCCAUCGAUACCUCGGAAAGUCUAUCAAACGUUUCGUGGGUUCUAAAUAUAUUUGAGAAUAUUGUAAGGAUAGUAGAUACGCAUUUAGCGCACGAAGCAUUCGACACUGCAAAAGUUUUGCUGAGAGAUAGUAUGGCGAAAAAGAGAAGGGAUUUGGGAUUCUUGGAAAAUGCGGAUGGACAGCAUGGCCCAGAAAUAGAAAGACAGGUCGAUAUUAAUUGGGAUGCGUUGUUGGACCCAACUUUUCCGGAUGCGCUGAUGAGUGAGGACUUUUCGAUUUAUAAUAGUUGA
Molecule: messenger RNA, 2964 nt
Organism: Botrytis fragariae
Lineage: Eukaryota; Fungi; Ascomycota; Leotiomycetes; Helotiales; Sclerotiniaceae
Product: putative rdr1p protein
Exons: 5
Coding region: 1-2964 (987 amino acids)
Biological process (GO): transmembrane transport; DNA-templated transcription
Cellular component (GO): membrane
Molecular function (GO): DNA binding; transmembrane transporter activity; zinc ion binding
Source: RefSeq, a predicted model, not a curated record